This is a messenger RNA of Formica exsecta, 858 nucleotides long. It is a transcript of the gene lin-52, whose product is annotated as protein lin-52 homolog. The record is from RefSeq and is a predicted model, not a curated record. Gene Ontology annotation, biological process: regulation of DNA-templated transcription. Bases 240 to 593 code for a protein of 117 amino acids. NCBI's taxonomy places the organism in Eukaryota, Metazoa, Arthropoda, Insecta, Hymenoptera, Formicidae. Gene Ontology annotation, cellular component: DRM complex. The transcript has 4 exons.
CUGCAGCAACAGGCUGAACUAGCCAAGGAAUUGCGCAGAGGGAUGACGACGAUUCGAGAGAAGAAUACGUAACGCGAAGUUAUAUUCUGUUGCUCAAGAGUUUUUAUAAAGAACAUAAAACACAGUUCGUGCGUGUUUCAAAUAUCUCGUUCCGUCAUUUCACUCCGUUUUGUCGAUCCAUUGUGAUCUUUCGCUCUAGAAACGAUAAAUUUCAAUUUCUUUCCGAUUCUACGAACGUUAUGGCCACUGAAGAGACUGUGGAUCAACCAGAUUUGUCUUGUGUAGAGGAGAGCCUAAUGAGUCUAGAGAAACUGGAUAGAGCAUCUCCUGAUUUAUGGCCUGAACAAACGAGCAAUGAAGUUCCAGGUGUGCAUGAGUUUGUUGCUCAAAAUUCACCGCAGACAGAACCAUGUUUUUGGACUGCGAGUUUUUCAGCGGACGACAUAAGUCAAUUGCAUCAAUUGGGUAAUUUAACAAUGACCGGGCUUAUCUCGGAAGUGAAAAAACUGCACGAUUUAGCUUAUCAGCUGGGUCUAGAAGAAGCUAAGGAAAUGACGCGUGGAAAAUAUUUGAAUAUAUUUAAACAUAAAUAAUAUUUCGUAGAUAAAAAAAUAAAACUCGUGAAAGUGCAAUAUCAAUUGGUGUUCUUAAGUGCCAUUUUGAGAUGGUUGCAUUUGCAAUUUUAAGAAUUCUCUAGAAUCCAUCUUGUGUAUUUCUGUACAUUUAUGAACGCAGAUGGAAAAAUGGUGCUUGAGUCGCAACUAGACCCAUAUGAUAGGAUUCCUACCUGAUAAAAAAAAUAUUGUAUAUAUAUAAAUAUGUGAAAUACCAUCUGUAGUGUAUAUAUAUAUAUAUAUA